UCCCGGCCUGCCCAUUUCUGCGGUAUUAGAAACUUAAUGUAUGCUACAUAUAUAGAGCUGAAAGUUGGAAAAACCAGUGAAGAAAGAGAUAUUGAAAACAACAGAAAUGGGAAGUGGCGCUACUGGUAAAAGUGAGUAUAUUCCUCUUUUUGAGACGGAGAAGGCGAAGGGUAGGAUAGUUCAUAGACUGUUUGCUACUUCCAUAUUUGUUGGGAUUAUCUUGAUUUGGAUUUAUAGAGCAAGUCACAUCCCAAGAUCCCAGGAAGAUGGGAGAUGGGCUUGGAUUGGAAUGUUUGGAGCUGAAAUUUGGUUUGGCCUUUACUGGUUCAUCACUCAAUCCGUCCGCUGGAGUCUUGUAUAUCGUCGUACCUUUACCGACAGGCUAUCCCGUAGGUUCGAGAAUGAGCUGCCUAAAGUGGACAUAUUUGUUUGCACAGCUGAUCCUGCUGUUGAGCCACCAAUCAUGGUGAUCAAUACUGUUUUGUCUGUAAUGGCAUAUGAUUAUCCAACAGAGAAACUCAGCGUUUAUCUCUCUGAUGAUGGUGGCUCGGAGCUUACCUUCCAUGCACUCCUGGAGGCUUCCUAUUUCUCUAAGCAUUGGCUACCAUAUUGCAAGAAAUACAAGGUGGAGCCAAGGUCUCCUGCAGCUUACUUUGAAUCAGAUCCCCGAAUUUUGGAUGCAAACCAUACCAAAGACUUUGCAUCAAUCAAGAAAUUAUAUGAACAACUGGAGAACAAGGUUCUGCUUGCAAACAAACUAGGACAAAUACCCGAUAAAUCAGAACACAAAGGCUUUGCUAUGUGGGAUUCAUCUUCAUCUCGGGGGAAUCAUGAUACCAUCCUGCAGAUUCUCGUUAAUGGAAGCGACCCAGAAGCAAGGGAUGUUGCAGGAUGUAAAUUGCCUACACUAGUGUACUUGGCUAGGGAGAAGCGACCCGAGCAUUUUCACAACUUCAAAGCUGGAGCAAUGAAUGCUUUGAUAAGGGUGUCGUCCGAGAUCAGCAAUGGACCAGUGAUCCUAAAUGUGGACUGUGAUAUGUACUCAAAUGAUUCACAAUCAAUACGAGAUGCUCUUUGUUUCUUGAUGGAUGAGGAAAAAGGCCACGAGUUUGCUUACGUCCAGUUUCCACAGAUCUUCAAGAACAUUACUAAGAAUGAUUUGUACGCUAACUCAAUGACAGCGGGUAGAGAGGUGGAAUUCCACGGUUUGGAUGCCUUUGGAGGUCCACCAUAUAUUGGAAGUGGAUGCUUUCAGAGAAGAGAAAUCCUGAGUGGAAGAAAGUACAGCAAGUGUUAUAAGAUUGAUUUGAAGACACAGAAUGAGUGCAAGAUGGGCAAUGUGCAUGAACUGGAAGAAAGACUUAAGAGCCUGGCAAGCUGUACAUACGAGCAAAAUACUGAAUGGGGGCAUGAGAUGGGUUUAAAGUAUGGGUGUCCAGUUGAAGACGUGAUAACUGGUUUGUCCAUUCAAUGCCAAGGAUGGAAAUCAGUCUAUCCUAAUCCAGAAAGGCCAGCAUUUUUGGGUGUUGCAGGGACGACAUUGGAUCAGAUACUUGUGCAGCAAAAGAGAUGGUCUGAGGGUGAUCUACAAAUUCUGCUUUCAAAGUACAGUCCAGCAUGGUAUGGACUGGGAAGGAUUCACAUUGGCCUUACAAUGGGGUACUUAAUUUACUGUUUAUGGUCUCCUAAUUGCGUGGCGGUAUUGUAUUACUCCAUCAUCCCUUCCCUUCAUCUACUCAAAGGCAUUCCCUUAUUUCCACAGGUCUCAAGCGUAUGGUUUCUUCCAUUUGCUUAUGUUAUCAUCGCGGAGCACAUAUACAGUGCUGUUGAGUUUCUUUUAUCAGGCGGAACAUUUCUGGGCUGGUGGAAUGAACAGAGAAUGUGGCUUUACAAAAGAACCAGCUCUUACCUGUUAGCCUUUGUGGAUACAAUCUUAAAGUUGCUAGGCUUUUCUGACCUGAAAUUUGUCAUCUCAAGCAAAGUCUCUGAUGAGGAUGCCUCCAAGAGAUACGGGGAAGAGAUAUUGGAGUUUGGAACCACGUCACCAAUGUUUAUCAUUAUAUCGACAUUGGCACUGCUCAACCUGUUUUGCUUGACAGGAAUACUAAUGAAACUGAAGGCCAAUUUAUCUCUCAGCUUUCUUUGGGAAACCAUGGCUUUGCAGAUUCUUCUUUGCGGGGCUUUCAUUGUAAUCAAUUUACCUUUGUUUGAUGCUCUUUUCUUUAGAAAGGACAACGGCAGAAUGCCAAGCUCUGUAACUAGCAAAUCUAUGAUGAAAAUCUGGUGGUGGGUCGUGACGGUGGUGCUUGUAUCGAGCUUAGGUAGUUGUUUUGGGAUUAGAUUUGUGAUAGACAGAGAAGAAUGCAUAUCCCAUAAGGUUGAAUAUGGAGCCACCGUUCACUAUUCUUUUGUGGUGAUUAAGUCAGAUGGUUCGUGGCAUUUCAGUCAUGAGGGCGUUGAUCUUGUGGUAAAGGGACCAACUGGCGAACAAGUUCAUGACUUUCGGGACAAGACAAGUGAGAAGGAUGAGUUUGUGGCUUACCAUGAAGGAGUUUACAAGUUCUGUUUUACCAACAAGUCUCCUUAUCAUGAAACCAUAGACUUUGACGUGCAAGCUGGUCAUUUUGUAUUUCAUGAUGAGCAUGCAAAAGAUGAGCAUUUCAAACCAUUGUUUGAGCAUAUUAGCAAGCUAGAGGAGGCUUUAUAUAACAUUCAAUUCGAACAGCAUUGGCUAGAAGCUCAAACUGAACGCCAGGCAAUAGUGAAUGAAGGAAUGGGCAAAAGAGUUAUGCACAAAGCUAUGUAUGAAUCAUUGGCUCUGAUUGCUGCGAGUGUUUUACAAGUUUACCUCUUGCGUCGAUUAUUUGACCGGAAGCUUGGAAUCUCCAGAGUUUAGCCGUUUCAGAGUUUUGUCAGGAUGCUCGUUAGCAUCAGUGUAAUAGCAUAGUCAUCGACUUCUUUUACCCAUUUUGAGAAUUAUGCGGACGCCAUAGAAGUUAUGCAUGUUGUUCUGAAGUAUAUAUAGUUACAAGAAUUUGUUAGCCAAUAAUAGCCCCCCUAUUUUUGCCUUUGCUUUUCA
Messenger RNA from Coffea eugenioides, 3079 nucleotides. RefSeq names its product transmembrane emp24 domain-containing protein p24beta2-like. The record is from RefSeq and is a predicted model, not a curated record. NCBI's taxonomy places the organism in Eukaryota, Viridiplantae, Streptophyta, Magnoliopsida, Gentianales, Rubiaceae. The coding region runs from base 107 to 2896 and encodes 929 amino acids. The transcript has 12 exons. Gene Ontology annotation, biological process: plant-type primary cell wall biogenesis; cellulose biosynthetic process; Golgi organization. Gene Ontology annotation, cellular component: Golgi apparatus; COPII-coated ER to Golgi transport vesicle; plasma membrane. Gene Ontology annotation, molecular function: mannan synthase activity; cellulose synthase (UDP-forming) activity.